AUGAUGAAUGCUCUUAUAUGGAAUAUUAGGUCUGUUAAUACCAUGGAAGCUUUUACAAGGUUGAUAAAACUGAAUCAAAAAUACCAUUUUGGUUUUAUAGGAUUAAUGGAACCUUUUCAAGAUUCAGGCAAGAUAGAGGAAUAUAGAAGGAGACUUGGAAUGGAGCUUGCAUUAGUUAAUAUAUCUGGUAAAAUUUGGGAUUUUGUGGAAGAUAUUUUUGACUAUUACAUAAUGGUGGAUCAUCAGCAGCAUUUAACCAUUAAAUUAAGGGUUAGAGGAAGUCAGGAGGAUAUGCUAGUGUCAUUAGUGUAUGCAAAAAGUACUAAAACUGAAAGAUUGGAGUUGUGGGACUCUUUGGAGGAUUUAUUUACCUCAGUUGAUAUUCCUUGGAUGAUUGGGGGUGAUUUUAAUUCAAUAACCUCAGAAGAUGAGAAAUUUUGUGGUCUUCCAGUAACCAUCAAUGAAAUUCAAGAUUUCAGAGGUUGUAUUCAUAAUUGUGGAAUAUCAGAUUUGGGAUUUAGUGGCAGUAAAUUUACUUGGUGGAAUGGCCAAAGUGGGGAUGAUUGUAUUUUUAAGAGAUUGGAUAGAUGCUUGGGUAAUCUGCUCCUACAAGCAAAGUAUUCUAGUGUAGGUAUCAAACAUUUGAUUAGGAGUGGGUCAGAUCAUGCUCCUAUGUUAAUUUCCUACACAGGAGACAAUAGAAGCAUCAAAAAACCUUUUAAGUUUUUGAAUUUUUGGGUGAAGCAGGAAGGUUUUAUAGAGUUGAUUAAACAAAACUGGACAGCUGACUUUCUGGCAAAUCCUUUCAUACUUUUUCAUCAUAAAUUGAAGAAGGUGAAAACAGCAUUGGCACAAUGGAGUAAAGCAACUUUUGGGAAUAUAUUUCAAGAAAUUGAAGCUCUUGAAGAGAUCAUUAAGGUGAAGGAAACUCAAUUUCAGAAUUUUCCAACUCCUAAUAACAGACAGGAAUUGCAUAAAGUACAGGCAGAAUUACACAGAUAUUUACAUCUAGAGGAAGAAUUUUGGAAACAGAAAGUUGGGAUGCAGUGGUUUCAGGAUGGGGAUAGAAAUACAAAAAAAUUUCAUGCCUAUGUUCAGGGGAGAAGGAAACAGAUGCAAAUUAGAAGAAUCCAAGGAGAUGAUGGGAGCUGGAUAGAAGAAGAAGGGGGAAUAAUUGCUGAAGCCAUCAGAUUCUACACUGCUCAAUUUACAAAGGAAGAAGAUCCUAAAGAUUUUGAUAUUUUAAAUCAUUUUCCCAGGAUGAUUUUUGAAGAAGAAAACUUAUGA
This is a messenger RNA of Lycium barbarum (goji berry), 1287 nucleotides long. RefSeq lists its product as uncharacterized. The record is from RefSeq and is a predicted model, not a curated record. The transcript has a single exon. Bases 1 to 1287 code for a protein of 428 amino acids. NCBI's taxonomy places the organism in Eukaryota, Viridiplantae, Streptophyta, Magnoliopsida, Solanales, Solanaceae.